UUCCAGACAAGUACUAGGGGGAGGGAGACACGGACCGAGACAAGAUGGCGGCGUCGGCGUCGCAAGGCGGGAGAGGCGGCGGUGGCGGAGGCAGUAGUGGGGCUGGCGGCGGCCCCAACUGUGGGACAGGCAGCAGCCGCAGUGGUUUGUUGGAUAAGUGGAAGAUUGAUGAUAAGCCUGUGAAAAUUGAUAAGUGGGAUGGAUCAGCUGUGAAAAACUCUUUGGACGAUUCCGCCAAAAAGGUGCUCCUGGAAAAGUACAAGUAUGUGGAGAACUUUGGUUUAAUUGACGGUCGCCUCACCAUCUGUACCAUCUCCUGCUUCUUUGCCAUCGUGGCUUUGAUUUGGGAUUACAUGCACCCCUUUCCAGAGUCCAAGCCGGUUUUGGCUUUGUGCGUCAUAUCCUAUUUUGUGAUGAUGGGGAUUCUGACCAUUUAUACCUCCUACAAGGAGAAGAGCAUCUUUCUUGUGGCCCACAGAAAAGAUCCUACAGGAAUGGAUCCUGAUGAUGUCUGGCAGCUGUCCUCCAGCCUCAAAAGGUUUGAUGACAAAUACACGCUGAAGUUGACCUUCAUCAGUGGGAGGACAAAGCAGCAGCGAGAAGCCGAGUUCACCAAGUCUAUUGCUAAGUUCUUUGACCACAGCGGGACACUGGUCAUGGAUGCAUAUGAACCUGAAAUAUCCAAGCUUCAUGACAGUCUUGCCACAGAAAGAAAAAUAAAAUAGCCAAUUCUAAAAGCGUUCUUUCUGCUGGAUCAUACAAGUUACUGGUGGGUAGGGGAAUUUGGUCAAGUCUGAAAUGUUAAGAAUGCCCCUAUAUAGUCCACUCUGGAUAAAUAGAAUUUCCUAGUGCAGAUAUCAAAGUUGUAUCUUUUGACUGCUUGCUGUAGCCUCCUUUGGUCUGCUGAGUGAUUUUGUGUUGUUUUCCUUAAGAAGCAUUUUUGUAACAGCUAAGCAUCCUUUUUCCUUUGUACUUAAUAGUACUUUAUACAGUACAGCUCUGUGCCGUGCAGCGUUUGAAUGCUCAGUUCUUAGGAACUAUUAACCUUGCUGGUGUGGUAGUGCUCGCCUUUAAUCCCAGCACUUGGAAGGCUGAGGAGGGUGGAUCGAGUGGGAGGCCGUCAUGGGUUGUAGAGCCAGGCCCUGUCUUGGGGAGUGGGUAUUGUUAACUUGUUGCUGACUUUGUGUUAAUCCCUGGUUCGGCAACAUUUCCUUAAAUCCAGGAUACAACUUCUUAUGUAUGACAGCUUUCUUUUACACACCAUUUUUGUGGGUGUGUAUAUAUAUUUGACUUGGGGAGAAUUAUUUUUUAAAAAGAAAAUACAAAAUAGCUUUUAAUUUGUUUAAAAUAGACCUGCCUGUUACAUUUUGUGCUCUUGACCAAUUAAAGAAGCCAGUGGCAUUUUUAGUUUUCUAUUCUCUGUUUUCCACUAGUAUUGCUCCUGUUGAUUUGUUUGUGCCCUUUAUUAACUGCCAUUUUCUAAAAUUUUUUUCAAUAAAUGAAAGAAGAUGUGAAAA
Molecule: messenger RNA, 1517 nt
Organism: Meriones unguiculatus (Mongolian gerbil)
Lineage: Eukaryota; Metazoa; Chordata; Mammalia; Rodentia; Muridae
Gene: Spcs2
Product: signal peptidase complex subunit 2
Exons: 5
Coding region: 45-725 (226 amino acids)
Biological process (GO): protein targeting to ER
Cellular component (GO): signal peptidase complex; membrane
Source: RefSeq, a predicted model, not a curated record